Molecule: messenger RNA, 2178 nt
Organism: Trichomonas vaginalis G3
Lineage: Eukaryota; Parabasalia; Trichomonadida; Trichomonadidae
Product: peptidase M60-like family
Exons: 1
Coding region: 1-2178 (725 amino acids)
Source: RefSeq, a predicted model, not a curated record
AUGGGGUGCGCACAUUCAAAGGAAUCACCACAAGUUGCGCAAACCCAGCGAAUACAGAGAGUUCUAUCAUCAAAAAGUGGUCAGCUUGUUAAACUAGAUAUGAAUGACCCUAUGACAGAAAUUUUAAUUCAAUUCACGACAAUAACAGAAGGAGUAGAGUCGAUAAUAUGUCCACCAGGCAUGGUACCUAUAGCUAUAUUAGAACAACAGUGUUUUUGUAUCGCAACUGCAGCCCUUACUAUUAACGAGGAUGAGCAAACCAACGUCAGACUGCCAAUUAUAGCCGCUUCUAUUGCUAAGCCUGGUAAACUUCUUUGCUUAGGACAUAUUCAGAUGCUUUCUAACUACUAUAUCUCGAAAAAUUCAUAUUCUACUUUCUUCCAUAAUUUAUUCAUAUGGUUAACAUCGAAACAGCUUUUAUCAUCAAAUGUGUUAUUACUUAACAUCAACGAACGCUACGAGUCACAACUCGUGAAGAUCGUCCGUGCACUCGGAUUCAUCGUUGAUAAGGGAGAUUUCAAAAAAGACUUUUCUCGAUAUAAUUUGAUUAUUUGCGCUAGUACACUCAAAAUGACACCAGAAGAAAUGGAUAAAUUUUUACGUUACGCAAAUAACGGAGGAUCGAUAUGUUGCUGCUAUUGUCCGUCGUUCUCCACACAAGAAGAAUGCUUCAAUAUAAACAGCUUUCUGCUCGAAUUCGGCCUUUCUUUCAUGGAUUGUUCGAUCAAUUCAGAAACUUCAGAGCCGAUUAAGACAAAUAUACCAGUAACAUAUGAUUUGGUCAAAAAUAAGCCUCUGCCAUUGAUGGUGAACACGUUCAAAGAAAUGAUGGCACUUAAUAAUUUUAAUUCAGAAACAAUAGACGAUUUUGUCACCGAACUUAGAUAUGUUUGCUUAUCAUGUAAAGGCAGAUACUCUAAUGUGCUCUGUGACAUACUGUCCGCAUGCUGGGACUACUUAAAUCAGACAAAUAUCAGAAAUGAAGAUGGUUUCUUAGAUCCGAACAUCAUACAGAACAUCAUUAUCGUUUUAAUUAUCGAUGUAUACAAUCAGCUUCCUAUCGAUAAGCUCUCAGUCAUUCCAGAUUGUUCAACAUUUCCAGGUCUCGCCAAAAUUAGGGAAUUCAAGGAAUAUACUAUUGAAAUUCCUAUUCACGAGCAGACACUCCACUCAACCGGCCUCUGGUUGCCACCUGGUGUCACUGCAACUUGCAAAAUUGAAGAUAAUUUCACAGAUAACAUCGCAAUACAGAUCGGUGCGCACUCACAGUCGCUUGUAUCUCAACCUCCGCCAUGGAAGAGAUGGCCCCACGUUGUCAUGGCCUAUAAAGUCAACAAUGGAGUCACUGAAAUUUUCUCUCAAGUUGGCGGAAUGGUCUACAUCGGUGUUGCAGAGACAAGUGUUUCAUCCCUCAAGAUGACGUUCACGAAUUGCGCAUUAUAUCCAAGAGCAAUCCGUUCAGAUCCGAAAAUUUUCGAACAAACUCAAAAUUUUGACGUUCCUUGGUCCGAAAUUUCUGCCAACAAUGUCACAUUUGUCCUACCGACUGUGGAAUUCAAGAAGAUAUAUGAUAUGAAUGAAAUCUUCAAAUAUUACGAUGAUUAUAUCGAAAUUGUCGCAAAAAUCAUGAAUUACAACAUUCCUCGACCAUUUAGAGUUGUUUUUGAUGUGCAAACACCAGAUGAUCUGCCAGUACCAGGAUAUCCUAUUACUAUUCCAAUUGAUUCGAUUAAUAAUUUAUUUUAUAAUUUGGAAGAGCCAAAUUGCGAUUUAUUCGACUUGUUAACAAGUAUUGCAACAUCCUGUUUGCGAGAAGGAUACUUCGACUCAGAAACUGAGCGUGCUUUGAGUCAAAUUGUAAUUGCUCAAAUUUUUAUGGACAAAUAUGAUGGUUUUGAUGUUGAAAGCGACGAAAGCUUCCAAGUAACACAAUUGUUCCACGAAUUAUGGAGAAUUCAUAGAAAAAUUAAUAAUACCGCGCUAUUCCAGAUAAUUAGAGAGUCAAUGAGCCCUGAUGGACCUGAAUACUACGAUGAUGAAGAGAGAUGGACAGCUUUCACAAGAGAUUUGAGUCAUAUUACGCAAUUGAAUUUGACAAAGAUCUUUGAGAGACUAAAACGAAUCCCAUUGAACAUUAGUGCCAAUUUAGAGAUGUUCCCUGCUUGUCCUGAUGAUUAA